AUGGCGAAUCAAGUGAUUAGGGCUCUGUUCGUAUACAGUUUGGCUUUGUUUUAUGGCUUUAUGGUAUGUUUUUUUCUGUUGUUGACUGCUAUUAGGAACCUUGAAAUACCGAGAAGAGGAAAGCGACGAGAAAAACGUAAGUAAGGAUCGGUAAAUUUGCACCGGUGCAAACUAAUGGCCUGGUCAAUAAUAUUCAUCUUGUCUGUUGUGCUUUGUAUCUUUAGUUAAUUCGGUUAUCUUUUUGCGUCUGAUAGUGCUCACUACAGCAGGGACUCUUCGAAACAUUAGCUUUACAUCAAUUAAUGAGAAAACUGGCAAAGUUGCUUUCCCAUCUAGAGCAUACUAUUUUUAAAGCGGCACACAGAGAAGAAAGCGAACUGUUACUGUAGCUAACCCAAAGCUUAAGCUUAGGGAAAGUUCAUUUAAUAUGACAGAGGGGGGGAAACAUAUUAUUAUAUUGAAACUCGAAGCUUGAAAUUUUAGCAGCCCCCCUCGCUAGCGGUUCAAUUUUUUAGGAGCCCCCUCCUUGGUAGUCGAAAAAAUUUCAGAGCCCCCCCCACCCCCAUCCUCCUUCGAUUCCUUUACUCCCCUGAAAAAAGAUCGCAAGACUGUAUUAAAUAUAUUUACCGUUAUUGUCUUCAAUGGUUUAUACUAUGACAAACUUGAGAUACAGUUGUGAUACAAUUUUCUAAAGCAUUUUUGGGAUGAACAAGAGUGUAAUAAUUACUGAGACUACAUUUGUUAUAUCUGUAAACCACGUGAUAUAGCUGAGUUGCACAGGCCAUUAAAUUGUUGAGUUGAAAACCAUCCGAUCUGUAUGAUGAUGUCAUGUGUUGGUUUUGAAGUAUACAAAUUUUUGAGAGCCCCCUCCUAGCGCAACAUUUUUUUCAGAGCCCCCCCUUCGGUGUCUAAAAAUUUUCGAGCCCCCCCCUCAAUAUCUUCAUCCCCCCUUGUCAUGUUAAAUGAACUUUCCCUUAUGUUAGUAAGCUCACUUUGGGGGACUACAAACUGGUUUUCAUAAUGACCAUAAAAACCCAUGUCAUUAUUUUUCUCUGUGAUGGUUAGUUAAUGGUUAUUUUAUAUUUUUAAUACCAUUCUUUGUUCUCGAUUCAUUGACUGUCCAAAGAACUGCUAUGAAGGACGCCAUCUAAAUAAACAAAUCGAACAAGUAAUAACACAAGUGAAACACUUUUUUACUGUUGUGAGAUGCGUAACCGUGAAAUGUUAUUCCCUGUAUUUGUACAGUGAUUUCUACUAUUGCAGGAUAAGGGGCCAGUCAAUUUUAAACUUCACCAUCCAACACCCACCCCCCCCCCCCCGCCUGGGCAACCUCUGGAGCAUUUGAACUUUUUAAAGGGACAGGUUCGCGAUAUUAUGGAUGUGUGAGUCUGACAGUAGCUGAUUUUUUUUAAACCAAUCGGAAGCAAGUUGGAUGCACACAGGGAAAUUUACACAGGAGUAUUUCUAGACGUUUGGCUUUAUUUUAUAUGUCCCUAUAAUUCAUAUUCUUUGCUAUUCCUCAGAUAUGUGUUGCAGCCAGUAAGAAUAAGAUUUACAGCCCUGUCCUGCUCUGAAACAAACAUUUACCUUCGUGUAUUUUUAUGAGGUCUUUUACAUACCCACGCUAACAAAGCCGUUACCGAUUGGCAGACAAAAAUUAAUUUGUAAACAAACCUAAAUAAUAAUUAAUUAAAAACAUAUAACGUGCCUUUUCCUUGCCUUUUUCUGCCUUUUCCAAAAAACCUUUUAUUACUGAUCUCUCUGUUUGCCCUAUAUAAACCUAGAAAUACCUGCAAAUAGCACCUGACCGAUGACAAAAACACACAGCGUAUGGGUGUAAAGGUUAUCCUAAAUUGAGCUUAAACUUUGCUUGCUUAUCAGCAAAUGAACAGAUCGAUCAGCUAAGCUUCUCUAUCUCCAAAGACUCUUUAGAACGUCCUGUUGCGUGGUGCCUGUUCGUUCCUCACGAGUACUUUAGAAAUAGUAGACUUAACUUCCUUACGUAGAGCUAUGAAUGAGCGAAUUUAAAGGCAGAUUCCUGUAUUCCUUGGAUUUGCAGUUUAUGUCUUCUUCCUAUUUAGUGUUGGCCUGUAUGUUUCAUUCUGGAAGCUGUCACGAUGCACAUGUGCAUUACCGUAGACUCUCCAGUUUAAGAUAGGCCUGGUCAAUGCAGUGGUUGGGCGGGAGAGAAAUGGGAGGAGGGAGGGUGGGAAAGGCCUGCAACGAGGCCAUUAUCCUAAUAGGUCAGUUUUCAAAACAUGUCAAUCACGGCCUUGAUACUUAAUCCGAUUGGUUGAAAUCAACAUCACGGCCGAUAUGUUGUUAGUGAAGUGUAAUGAAUUCAUUGUUAGAAUUAGAAACUGAAGGCAUCAAUUUCAGCUUGAAAGGAGAAUAGAAGAAAGCAGUUUUCUUGCUUUGUUCUAUUAUUUAAAGAACCAUAUAAAGGAAAAGACCUGUCAGCUUGAUGAGUUUUUAACUGACUGUUUUUGAGAAGUCUCCCAAUGGCUUGUUUUACUCACUAGAAGAAAGGAAGGCAAAAUCAUGCUGCGUGUGUGAUUGUUAGGUGGCGCGUUUGACCACAAACGCCUGUCAUAUAGGCUAUGCCUUAUCAAUGAAUCUGAAGUUUAACAUCUGCUAAAGGAUUCUGCUUUGCAUAUUCUUGCUUUGUAUAUAUAAAUUAUUUAUUUAUUUUUCUUUUUAACUUUAAAUAUUUGAUUUUAUUGCUAUUUUACAUAUAUAUCUUUUUAUUUCAUAGGUUCCUCAAUUAGCUUCAUAGUUAAAAUACCUGACACUUAAAUAGAGUUUAUAAUUAUUAUUAUUAUUAUUUUUAUUAUUAUUAUUAUGAAUGACAUUGGCAUCGCCAAAAAGCAGCAACGUCAUAUAAUCAAGAAAAUGAUACAUAUAACCAUUAGAGCAACACAUUACAUCUUUUGUUGUAGAAAUAGGAACUGGGAUAGCACAGACUUAAUGCAAUUUUGAAAUUGGACGACCGCGUAGCGGGAGUCCGAUUUGUUUAAUCACAGGUAUGAUUAGAGACCAGAUUGGACGACACUAAGUUCUGUUACCAAAAUUAUUAAUCAUAACUUUAACAAAAUUUGUGAUAAAUAAGGCUCUUUUCUUAAAUCAAAACAAAAGAAAUUCCAAUUUUUUUUGCUAGCAGUGAAAAAAAGCCAUUUAAGCGCGCGCGUGAUGGCGUGUACUGUUCAGUUACUCAGGCAUGACGCGUACUGUCUAAUUAAAUUGUCCUAUUAAGGCUGAAAUCAGGGCAGUUGAUAACCAAUCAGAUUUGAGAAUUUUGUUAUAGUUAUGAUUAUGAUGAUGAUGAUGAUUAUUAUUAUUAUAUUUUUAUAAUUAUUCAUUAAUGAAAUGUUCAUGGGGGUUAUAUGCUUGACCUGGCUUGACUGUUAAAGAGUUGAUGUUUUCAUUUCACUAUAGCUCCUGCCUGCCUUCUUGACCCUGAACUUGGUGAACACCAUUUCCUGAGAACAGCAUCAAAUAUCAGGAUCCAUUAUGUUGCUAAAGGAGACACAGGGAAACCACUUAUGCUGUGUAUACAUGGGUUCCCUGAGGUAAUGUACACACGUUGUAUAUGUACACGCAAUAAAAGUUCAAGAUUUAAUCCAGUUCCAUCAGUCUACUUGUAAGUAUAUUUUGUAAUUUAUUAGCAGAUGUAAUGCUAUUUUUCAAGGAAAUACUGUUAAUACAAUGUAAACCAUUAUUAUAAUUAUUAUUAUUAUUAUUAUUAUUAUUAUUAAUACAAAGAAGUUAAAUAUAUAGAGGAUAUUACACGGUGGCACAAAGAUAUGAAUUUUAUUUUCGAGUGGCAAAACAAUAUUUUAUGCACAAGCGCAGCGAGUGAGUAAAAUAUUGUUUUUGCCACUCGUAAAUAAAAUUCAUAUCUUCAAGCUGCCGUGUAAUGUUCUUUUUAUUAUAUAGACAAAAAGACAUCGAUAAAAUAAUAGAGGGAAAUGACUGAAAUUACGUCAUUGAUAAACUCACGUGUGAGAUUAUGGAAAAUAAACCACGCGGGUCCCGGAUGUAAGUUUUUAUGAAUUUUACGAGUGGUAUAUUUUCCAGUAAAACACUCGUGUCUGUAUAAUAAAUAAUAAUGAGUAACUUAGAAAAUAUUAUGCAUUGAAAACCACUGACCCUGUUUUAAAAUCACUUUGCAGUUCUGGUAUUCCUGGUAAUAUCAGCUGAAAGCUUUUAGUGAUAAUUUCAGGAUGGUUGCUGUAGAUUUGAGGUACUGUAAAAAGUAUAUAAUGAUUUGUAAAAUACAAAUUGCAAGUAGCCAAACUGUAUUAUGCACAGCUGCUAUAACUGUAAAACAUACCUGAGUAAUUAAGUUUUAACACAACAAAAUGUGGGAUUUUUGUCCAGUUAGCUAACUUAUUUUUGGCAUCCUUGAGACUGACAGAAAUUGUAGCUCAGUCACAUGGUAAUUUAAUUCAAAACUGUUGAAUAUGCCCAUACCCCAUCUCAUUCUCAGCAGUUUAUUUUGAUUUCAUGAAAAACAAAAUUAAAGAAUUUUUUUAAAAAGCUAACUCUUACGGCAGUAUUUUGUAUUUAAGCGGCUAUGGUGAAAGUGACAGUCCUAAAGGGCGAGAACACUACAAGACGUCAUUAUUGGUUAACGACAUUAAAGAAAUUGUAAGUGCACUUAAAUGUAUUGCUGAAACAGCAGAUUGAGUGAAGAAAAUAUAAAAAUGUUUAAUCCUCUGUAUGCACCUCGUAAACUUUGUUAUAAAAUAUUUUGUAGAUUCAAAGGACACUUUUAAAUUAAACAUCAUAGUCUAGAAGAUUUUGUAAAAAGAUCACAAAUGCAAAAAAAUAAAAAAACACAACAAAACAGAACAAAAAUUAAAUAAAUAAGAAUAAUAAAUUUUUUUCUUCAAAUAUGUCUGUAAAGCUUUGAGUACAUGUUGUCCAAUCCAGAAAUAAGGGCUAUAAUAUUUUAUAUUAUACUGUGUUGCAAAGGAGGUCAUCAGGUAUUUUUUUUUUAUAUCAAUACCCGUAAUGUAUAGGAUUUAUAAUGAGAGCUCAGAAAAGAUAUUAAUACAAUUUAUUAAUUUAUUUACAGAUUGAGGCACUUGAUUACAAAUCUUGCACUUUGCUGAGUCAUGACUGGGGUGGAGCUUUGGCAUGGUAAGGUGGCCACUGUGCCAUAAUAUAAUCUCACAGACACUUGUCCAUUAGACAGAAGUUAUCAAGCCAAUUCCUCUAACUCAUGCUUGUGGAUGCCAUCUUUCUGAGUGACAGUAAUGACCCUUCUUGAGAAGUGUUGAUAUAACCUGUCAAUUCUGAACAAACAGAAGGUAUACCAGGAGCUGGUAUACCAGAACAAGUCUUGUAAACAAAUGAUUACAGGCUCUGCCGCCCUUCCCCACUGCAGUUUUCUUCUGUUUUAUUUCCGUGUUGGCGCUUUCUCAAUUUUGCUAACCUGACUAUCUCGAAGCCUGAAAGAGGCUAGCCUCCCAUGCAGAUAUUCUUAGGGGUUCAUUACGUGUUCCUGCCCCACUAACCUGUGAUAAACCCCUAAGAAAAUUUACAUGGGAGGCUAGGAAUAGCUACUGCAGUGAAGGCAUGGUAUUCAGGCAAGCAAGAGCUUAGUAUGUCCAGCAGUCAUAUUAUCCUUGAUUUUAAAAGCAUAAGAGAGUUGGGGAUGGUACAGAGUUCAAUCAAUAGGGAGUCAUACAGCAAAAGAUUGGCCUGGGGGGAGGGGAAGUGAUGAAACAAAUCUUCCAUUCAGGGCUUAUUUGUGAGGGAUAGCGGGGUAUCUGCAAUUUUCGUUGGUGGGGAAUAUGAACUGCCUUUGGUUCUAUUUUUUCUUUUGUUCAUUACCAUGAAAGAAUGAAAGAACUAGGAUGGUUAUAUGCUCGUGAAAGCUGAGUGAAAUACCCAUGUAGCAGCCAGCCCUUUGUGACAGCCCAAACUGAUUGAGAGUUCAAGGCUUAAGUGUAUAUUCAGUGUGCAAAGAAAGUAGUGUCCGAUAGCCCGGGGCUAGUGAUUUUGCUAUUGGGGAUAGUGUAUUCUGUUUUUAACUUGCGGGACAAGCAAGUGAUGUUUUUUGAGGAAUUCGAAUAACAGAAGAACUGUGAAAUCAAUUCUGCUAGUCAAAAAGUUUUUGGGGCUAGUUGAAAUAACGUCUGGGCUAGUAAAUGCUAGCUUCAGCUUGCCCGAAUGGCAAGCUGUAAAAUGAUUUUCUUUGCACCCUGAUAUUUGUUGUUUUAAAAUUGGCGCGGACUGUGAGCAGUCCCUGAGGAGUCGGAGAAAGUGGGUGGAGAAGGGAGAAGUUACUCUUUUCUUCUUGCAUCUCUUCAGCUUCCUUCUCGGUUUACUUGUUCUUCACAGUCCAGCAAAGCCCUAGUCUUUUUUGCACACCUCAGGCUGGAGUCAUGCAGUGCUUCCUGCCUCAAUGCGGGGGGGAGGGGGAGGGGGGGGGGGGGGGUGGAGAGCAUUGUGUGAUUUCCAGACCAAGCAGCUCUGAAGGAGACUAAAAUGCAGACUGCAGACCAGGGGUAAAAUGCAGACUGAGUGUAAAAUGCAGACUGCAGACUGAGAGUAAAAUGUAGGCAAGGGGCAAAAUGCAGAUACCAUGUGAGUUUCUAACUUUUAACUUUCAAACUAACAGAAAGCUACAGAAAACUAACUGGGACCCUGUAACCUGUGUUUAACUUGAUAACAGACAUCCAUAUUAUAGUCAAUUGACAGCUGUCAAAACAGUUACUAAAUUAGUUUAGCCGCACUUCUUCGCAGCCCUUAUUUCUUAUAAUAUUGUGAUGUCGAGGUGGCCUCUCUUUAUAAGCCUGGUGGUUUCUUGAGGUCUCCUCGCCCAACAACCUGCUCAGGGUUGUCACUAAGAUUUCAAGUUGCCGGGUAUUUGUUGUUAGUAGCCGGGGAAGUCGCAAGCAGUCAUGGAGCCCCUUCCCACCCCCCCCCCCCCCCCCCCUUCCCCCAAGAAGGUUUUGAAGUGCAGCUUUUACCGUUUUCGAAAAGGCAUUACCACCCCAAAAAAGCAAUCUUCAUCAAGAGUACAGCUAUCAUUAGCGGUUUUAUGAUGAUCACGUCUUAUUAAAGAAAACUACAACAUUCUGAGACACUAAAAUAAUAGUUAAAUUACUUUACGUAAAGGCUCGUUGGAGGGUUUUUUUAGUGGCUGCCAAAUGGGAAUAUACAUGUAAGCACCGGGCCUGAAAAAAAUGACAGGUUGGCACCGGUCACGUUAUCUGCGCAGUCUUAUCUUCACGCAGACAAGGGCGCAUGCUGGCCAGUGAAGUGUUAAAUCACAACGAUACUUUACAAAUGCUAAAAAUGUUGAAAGGACAAUCGAUUCUUAUACGGUGCAAAUGAAUUAACAUGCGCUGUAAAAUCAAUUGUAAAUCCUCAUUAUUUUAAUGUACGAAAAAGCAUCAUAAACAUAAGGUUACUAUGGCUUGUUGAAAAAUAAAAGUAUGAUAAGGCUAAGACAAGCGUAACGCACGAAAAAUCGCGGGAUUAAAUAUGGCAAAACUAAACUGCACAACUGGUGACAUUAGUGGUCUCGAAUUUAUGAACGAAACAUCACUUAACAUACGAAGAAACUGACCUACGGAAAAGCGUUUAAACGACAGGGCUAAUACUUUAUAAACGACGCUGAGAUGUCAAAACGAGACUCAAGGAGAAGAAUGUAAAAGUAAUGCUAAUACUUAACUUCCCUCUUAUAUAUAACUUCUUGGAAGUAGAACUAAGAGCAUGUGAUCAUGGCCUGCGGACAAUGAUCGAAUAUUUCCCGUUGACCGUGCGUUAUUUUAUAUACUCGAUACCUAAAGCUAAAUGUAGACCUGGUCACUUAAAUGUCCACAUAUUAAACAUGCCAAUCAGUCAUAGUCUUCAUCUUCAAAGCCUUCAUCAUAAUCCUAAUUAUCAUCAACAUCAGCAUCAGGUAGAUUUAACCCUCGGAUGAUGCCUCAACUUGUGAUGUCAACAGAGAUCUGCUCAGGUCUUUCAUCGUGAACAGAGAGUGCAGAAUCCUUUGCCACUUCUUCGACAUGUUCAACACAAACCCUACACAACGGUUGAAACUUUUAGCAUCGACAAAGGUGACGGCAGCGAAAACGUCACUUUUAAAAAUGAAUUGGCGUUUUUUCCAACUUUGUCGCGUUUAUUUCAAUUCGCUGAAAAUAGCUAAUGUAGGCCAAUUUCCCUGGAGUUGAUUUCUUUGGGCGCACUCAAGUUUAGAAAGAGAAAGAAAAGUUUGUCGUCGCUUGUUUUACGUCCUCCAUAAAACGUGAAACUAGGCAUUUUCACGUCGUAGUCGUGCAGUAACGGCAAAGAAAUGUACAAAAAAGCGUGAUGCACGUGCAAACUAGUUGUUUUGCUCAAUAAACCUAUUGCUUUUUUGACGUUCUCGUUGCCGUCGCAGUCGUCGUUGCUAAAUCUCCCUACUGACAUUUCGCGAACGGAGAGUUUUCGCGCGUGUGUACUAGUACCAAAUCUAAGUCAGAUGUCUUUUCCGACGUUUCUUAGUUUUUGCACGCGAGUAUUUCAGAAUUACUUAAACCUGCUGCAGAUGAAACUCGCAUUUAGUUUGAUGGAUAGUCUUUGCGUGUUUCAAAGGUGUGCUCUUUUGGUUUAAUUUAACGACGAAAGCAGCCGGGGGCCAUGCUCUGAGUAGCCGGGGGAAAUCCCCGGCCCCCGGCCCUUAGUGACAACCCUGACUGCUGUAUUCUGUUAAAUUUGCUGUAAAAAAAGGCUUAUAAAUGAUGAUGAUGAUGACCAGAGCCACAUAACUGUAUUGCGGGCUCUGAUGCAAACUCAUCGAGGUCACGUGUUUUUUUGAAGUUUUCUGCUGACCAGUUGUUAGCUUUUAAAUGAUCGCAGGCUCACGUUUCUGUUUUUCAGUCAUACAGUUGUCCCCUUAAGUUAAGUAUAAAUUUGUGGAUUACCUUGCGGUUGUUUAAAGUCCACUGUAUGAAGUUAAAGUAAAAUGCAUAAAUGGGAGCUUCAGUUUUAGCUCUGGCUAAAUCUAUAUAUCAGGGCUUGUUCAUGGUCUGUCUUGUUAUUAAUGGUAAACGAGGCAAUCUACAUAUGAAUUUAACAUAACAACAUCAAAAUUUGGAGACUGUGGAAUGGAGAUUCCAGAAGCGUGGAUGGCUACGAUCAGACAGAACAGAAACGUUGUAGUUGUAUAAAUCAAUGCGCAGGAUCGAAACGCACCAACUAUAAUUGUGGUUUGUGUUGUACACCAAUCACCAGCAAACACAAUUCCAUUUAUAGUCCCACAGCCAAUUGAUACCACGGCCCAAUGAGGACUAGUUAAGAUCAAUGACAAAGUGGCUAUUGUCAAACAAUCAAAAAUGUUAAAUAAGCCCUACCAUUUUGUUUUACAGUUAAAAUUUAAAAUGACAAUAGUUAUGGCAAUGCACGUGUGAAGUGAACUGAUAUUCCCCCAACAGAGUUAUUGCGAGUCAUUAGCAGUCAAAAGUUUCAAAUCUACCCUGGUUUCCUUGCAGGUUUUACUGGUCGAAAGGAAGCAGGAAUUAAUGAGAAUUCUUCUUAUUACAUUUUAACUCAAUGUGAGGAUGGAGCAUUUGAAGCGGUUCCAGUCAAUAACUGGUACAGUUCUUCACUGUCGAUAUAAAAUACCAGACAUUAACAGCUGAUGAGGCAGAAGAGGAGUUUAAUCGACGUGAAAGAACAUUGAAUUAUUUCUCUCUUAUGGUCAAGAAGAGGUUAGCAGACAAUAAAGAUGAUAUGGAAGAAGGGGGACACAAUGACAUGGAUAAAAGUUCCAAGAUAGAGAGUAGAACAGCAAAUUUGGUAAGAGAAAAUAACAUGAUUCCAUUUUAACCCUUUCAAUCAAGAGUGGCAAAUUUCAAUAUUACUCAUUCAAAAUAUUUCUCCAUUUCUGAUUGGCUAAAAUGACACAUAUGAUUCAUCAUAACCAGCUACUGUUGACCAAAUUUGGAAUUAUUUCGCAAAAUUAAACCAAAGAUGUCAAAAGUGCAGGAACUGUCAUCCAAAGACAGCAAAUAAAGAACGGCUGGUACGAUACCAAUUCUACAAUCCUGGACAAAAGUCCUUGGGACAGUACUGCAAUAUUCAUAUUUUUCUGUCAUUUCUCGGUUCCCUCUUAAAACAGUGCAUCGUUUUCGAAAUUUUCUUGCAGUUCUCCGUCCACCCACCCUAUACAAAGUUGAAACUUGGAAAAAAUUCAGGAUACACGCGUCCAACAUUGUUUGUGGGGUGAGGGGAGGGGUUGGGCCUUCGUGAAUUGGAAAACGCCCCAGAAAUGCAAAAGUGUUCCAAGACUUUUGCCCAUGAUUGUAGGUCUGCCCUGAAAAGUUGUCUGGGAUCUUUAUACCUUUCUAGGAAACUGUCCACCUAUGUAUCUUCUGUUUGUAAAGGUGACGAAAAGAAAAAGAAGAAGUGUGGGAGUGGCUCCAGUAUCUCUUCAAAUAGCCGUUCAUCGACCCCUACGAUUGCUACAGACGGCGCUGCUAAUACCAUUGCUGCCGCUGCUACAAAGCUGAAUCAGGACAGACCAGGGACUCCCUGUAAGUAUAUCCCCACCAACCAGGGGUAAGAUGCCUAUUCUCCGACUAUGUAGAUGAAAUUGUAUGGAGUGACCGUAUAAAUGAAACCUAUUUAGCAAAACCUUCGUCAGGUACUAUUUCUUUUACAGUGUUUUACAAACUAGCAUUUUGGAUGUUGUUCCAUUUAUUCCCGAUCAGUUUCAUGUUCCCAGUGUUGAAACAAUUUUUGAAUUGUCUGGGUUUUUGUAGCAAAAUCAAAGAAGCGCCUAGCAAGUGCAAGUGAAAAAGGUACCCCAGGCGAAGAGGGAAGUCCAGCAAGCAAAAAACCUCGUGUAUCCCCAGCACCUUCCGCGGGAGGGGCAGGAGGAGGCUCAAGAACAAGCACCCCAACACCUGCCGGUAGUGGGGAAGGCCCUCAGGGAAUCGCUGAAGAAGCCUUGAGAAGGUACCUCACAAGAAAGCCCAUGACCAGCAAGGACCUUUUGCAAAAGUUCAAGAGCAAACGAACGGGCUUGUUAAAUGAUGAGACCGUGAAAAAGCUUGCUGCUAUUGUUAGAAAGAUACAACCCGAACAGAAAACCAUCAAAGGGAAACUUUAUCUGUCGCUUAAACCACAGAGCUGA
This is a messenger RNA of Porites lobata, 11137 nucleotides long. The record is from the annotation of a GenBank genome assembly. NCBI's taxonomy places the organism in Eukaryota, Metazoa, Cnidaria, Anthozoa, Scleractinia, Poritidae.